AUGAAGAAAACCGUGAAGAUUAAACCACAUCACGGAGAAAACCAAAAGAAAGGGGAUGGAAAGAAGGAGAAAAAAGAAGACAACACGCUGGAUGUUGGAUACUUUCAGCUGUUCCGAUUUGCCACCUGGAGAGAGGUUGUCAUGAUGGCGGUGGGGAGCGUGUGCGCCCUCAUACACGGUGCUGCUGCCCCUCUUAUGCUCCUGGUGUACGGCAUGAUGACCAACACGUUUGUGGCGUACGAGCUGGAGGUUCAAGAACUGAAAGACCCGAAUAAAACAUGUGACCAAAACACUAUCCACUGGACAAAUGGAUCCAUUUAUCAACCUGCUGAAAACGUCACUAUUUACUGUGGGGUGGAUAUUGAAGCACAGAUGACCAUGUUUGCAUAUUACUACAUUGGAAUUGGACUAGGUGUUCUGUUUCUUUGUUAUUUUCAAAUUGUCCUCUGGGUUUUGGCCGCUGCAAGACAGACUCAAAGAAUCCGCAAGACUUAUUUCCGAAAAGUAAUGCAAAUGGAGAUCGGAUGGUUUGACUGCAACUCGGUUGGCGAACUGAACACCAGAUUAUCUGAUGAUAUUAACAAGCUCAAUCACGCCAUCGCCGACCAAGCGUCUAUCUUCAUUGAGAGGAUCUCCACCUUUGUGUUUGGCUUCAUGGUGGGCUUCAUUGGCGGCUGGAAGCUGACAUUGGUUGUCAUUGCCGUGAGCCCCCUGAUUGGAGUAGCUGCUGGACUGAUGGCGAUGGCUGUGGCAAAGCUAACAGGACGAGAGCUGAAGGCCUAUGCAAAGGCGGGAGCUGUGGCUGACGAAGUGUUGUCAGCCAUCAGAACAGUGGCAGCGUUUGGUGGGGAGGAGAAGGAGACUGAAAGGUAUGACCAAAACCUUGUGGAAGCUCAGAACUGGGGAGUCAAAAAAGGGGCCAUCAUUGGAGUCUUCCAAGGAUAUCUGUGGUGCAUCAUUUUCUUUUGUUAUGCUUUGGCUUUUUGGUACGGAUCAAAGCUGGUUAUCGACACCCAGGAGCUCUCACCUGGGACUCUUAUUCAGGUGUUUUUUGGCGUACUUAUAGCAGCCAUGAAUCUGGGUCAGGCCUCACCUUGCUUAGAGGCCUUUGCUUCAGGCCGGGCAGCUGCAAAGACCAUCUUUGAAACAAUCGACAGGGAACCCCAAAUCAACUGUUUUUCAGAUGAUGGCUAUAAAUUAGACAGAGUGAAAGGUGAUAUCGAGUUCCAUAACGUCUCAUUCUACUACCCAUCUCGACCUGAGGUCAAGAUUUUAAAUGAUCUAAGCAUGCAGGUGAAAGCAAGUGAAACCACUGCUUUUGUUGGUCCGAGCGGAUCAGGAAAAAGCACGGCAGUCCAACUCAUCCAAAGGUUUUAUGACCCAAAGCACGGAAAGGUGACUUUGGAUGGUCAUGACAUCCGAAGCUUAAACAUGAAGUGGCUUCGGUCUCUUAUUGGCAUUGUAGAACAAGAGCCGGUGCUGUUUGCAACAACAAUUGCAGAAAACAUCCGCUUUGGGAAACCUGGAGUGACCACGGAGGAAAUAAUCCAGGCAACCAAAGAGGCUAAUGCCUAUAAUUUUAUUAUGGAUCUUCCACAGAAAUUUGACACUCUGGUGGGCGAAGGUGGCGGUCAGAUGAGUGGUGGACAGAAGCAGAGGAUUGCUAUUGCUCGAGCUCUGGUCCGUAACCCCAAGAUCCUGCUCCUGGAUAUGGCCACAUCAGCCUUGGAUAACGAAAGUGAAGCUGUUGUGCAGAUGGCUUUGGACAAGGUGCGUGAGGGCAGGACCACAAUUUCCAUAGCCCACCGACUUUCGACUAUCAGGAAAGCUGAUGUGAUCAUUGGAUUUGAACGUGGACAGGCUGUGGAGAAAGGAACCCACAGCCAGCUACUGGAAAAGAAAGGUGUCUACUUUACUCUGGUCACCCUGCAGAACCAAGGUGUAUCAAACACAGCUCCAGUGACCGUCAGUGGCAAUACGGAGGAAAACUUUGAAUUAAAAGCAAGGCAUUUCAGCCAAGGCAGCAGACGGUCCAAUAAAAGGAGUUCAAUUCGACUGCGAUCUCAGAGCAACUUGUCCAAUGAUUACGGCCCUGACACAGUAUACAACAGUUUCAGGAUCUUGUCCAACCAGAAGAUCAUGCCAGACAGUGCAGAUUUUGAGGAAGAUGAAGACGAACAUCUGGAGACAGCCCCAGUUGCACGGAUUCUCAAGUACAACAAGUCGGAGUGGCCCUACAUGCUGCUGGGCUCUCUGGGAGCUGCACUCAACGGCUCUGUUAACCCUAUCUAUGCUGUCCUGUUCAGCCAAAUUCUCGGGACAUUUGCCAUCGGCGAUGUGAGUGAGCAGAGGGAGCAGAUCGAUGGGAUAUGCCUUCUGUUUUGCAUCGUGGCAGUGACCAGUUUCUUCUCGCAGUUUUUACAGGGAUUUGCCUUUGCAAAGUCCGGAGAGUUGCUGACGCGGCGCUUAAGGAAAUUAGGCUUCCAGGCCAUGCUGAGACAGGAGAUUGGCUGGUUUGAUGACCCCCGAAACAGCCCCGGAGCUCUGACCACUAGACUGGCCACUGAUGCCUCCAUGAUCCAGGGGGCUACAGGAUCUCAGAUCGGCAUGAUUGUCAACUCCCUGACCAACAUCGGAGCAUCUUUUAUCAUCGCCCUCUACUUUAGUUGGAAGUUAACUUUGGUCAUUAUGUGCUUCUUGCCUCUCAUCGGGCUGUCUGGACUCUUUCAAGCCAAAAUGUUGACAGGUUUCGCAAGUGAAGACAAAAAAGCCAUGGAGGCGGCAGGCCAGGUGUCUGGUGAAGCUCUAGCCCACAUCAGAACCAUUGCCGGUUUGGCCAAAGAGAGCUCCUUUGUGGACUCUUACGAGCAGAAACUUGAGUCUCCUUAUAAAUCUGCCAAGAAGAAAGCCAACAUCUACGGCCUCUUUUUUGGCUUGUCCCAGUGUGUCAUCUUCAUGGCAUACGCUGCUUCAUUUCGAUAUGGAGGCUACCUGGUUAGCUCUGAGGGGCUGCAAUACAUGAUCGUUUUCAGGGUGAUAUCAGCUGUAGUAAUCAGUGGGACGGCGCUGGGAAGAGCUUCAUCUUUCACUCCAGAUUACGCCAAAGCCAAGACCGCUGCCGCUCAGUUCUUCAAACUAUUGGAUCGGACACCGAAAAUCAGCAUAAGCAGCACAGAUGGAGAGAAAUGGGAGAACUUCAAGGGUGAAAUCAAGUUUGCCAACUGUGCGUUCAGCUACCCGACACGUCCGGAUGUGUGCGUACUGAAGGGUCUGCUGGUCUCGGUCAAGCCUGGUCAGACCUUGGCCUUUGUGGGGAGCAGUGGCUGUGGGAAAAGCACCAGUGUUCAACUGUUGGAGAGGUUCUACGACCCGGAUGAAGGGCGAGUGCUGAUCGAUGGCCGAGGGUCUCGCUCCGUCAACGUGCCCUUCCUGAGAUCUCAGAUUGGCAUGGUGUCCCAGGAGCCCGUCUUGUUUGACUGCAGCAUAGCGCAGAACAUUCAGUAUGGGGACAACAGGCGUCAUGUCAACAUGGAGGAGAUGGUUGAGGCGGCCAAGAAAGCCUACCUUCAUGACUUUGUGAUGACGCUGCCAGAUAAAUAUGAGACCCAGGUGGGUGCACAAGGCUCCCAGCUGUCAAGAGGACAAAAGCAGCGUAUCGCCAUCGCCAGGGCCAUCGUUAGGAACCCCAAGAUCCUGCUUCUAGAUGAAGCCACUUCUGCUCUGGAUACGGAGAGCGAGAAGAUCGUCCAGUCUGCUCUGGAUAACGCGAGAAAAGGUCGAACAAGCAUAGUCAUCGCUCAUCGCCUCUCCACCAUUCAGAACGCUGACAUCAUCGCAGUGAUGUCACACGGCGUGGUCAUAGAACAAGGCACACAUGAAGAACUGAUGGCCAAGACUGGCGCUUAUUAUAAGCUGGUCACAACCGGAGCUCCUAUCAGCUAG
Molecule: messenger RNA, 3942 nt
Organism: Entelurus aequoreus (snake pipefish)
Lineage: Eukaryota; Metazoa; Chordata; Actinopteri; Syngnathiformes; Syngnathidae
Gene: abcb11a
Product: ATP-binding cassette, sub-family B (MDR/TAP), member 11a
Exons: 27
Coding region: 1-3942 (1313 amino acids)
Biological process (GO): transmembrane transport
Cellular component (GO): membrane
Molecular function (GO): ABC-type transporter activity; ATP hydrolysis activity; ATP binding
Source: RefSeq, a predicted model, not a curated record